This is a messenger RNA of Propithecus coquereli (Coquerel's sifaka), 3708 nucleotides long. RefSeq names its product microtubule associated monooxygenase, calponin and LIM domain containing 1 (gene MICAL1). Gene Ontology annotation, molecular function: protein binding; FAD binding. The record is from RefSeq and is a predicted model, not a curated record. Bases 481 to 3690 code for a protein of 1069 amino acids. The transcript has 25 exons. NCBI's taxonomy places the organism in Eukaryota, Metazoa, Chordata, Mammalia, Primates, Indriidae.
GAAGUGGAACCUUCCUAGGCUGAGGCUGUCUUCCCUCCCAUCAGGAGGCAAGCACGAGUGCUGAGGAGGAAAACUUUGCCCUUGGCACGAGACACAUCCCACCCAGCAAGGCACUGAGGCCACCAAGGGGCACCCAGCGCUGUGGGGUGUGGGGUGAGAUGGGGCCGUAUGUGUGCCCAGCAGCUGGGGUUGUGGGAAUUAUCUGUUCCUGUCUACAGGCAAAGGAAGCCUUCCUCCUGCCUUCACCACUUCUGAGAAAGUCCCCCUACGCACUCCUUCCAGGGCCUGGGGAAGACAGGCUAAGAAUUCCUGCCCCAGGGCUUGGAGAUCCCUGGACAGGGAGGCUGAGUUGGAGGCUGCCAAGGCUUCCCAUAUGCCCUGUGUGCCCAGGACUACUGAUUUUUCAUUUCCAAAUUUGCAGCCACUGCCUCUGCUCAGCUGUCCAGCUGCUCCCCUCCCUGGGAGCCCCAGGAGGCCUCCAUGGCUUCACCCCUCUCCACGAACCCAGCACACACCCACUUUGAGAGCUUCCUGCAGGCCCAGCUGUGCCAGGACGUGCUGAACAGCUUCCGGGGACUAUGUGGGGCCCUGGAGCUGGAGCCUGGUGCGGGGCUGCCCCAGUACCACAAGAUCAAGGCUCAGCUCAACUACUGGAGCGCCAAGUCACUGUGGGCCAAGCUGGACAAGCGAGCGGGCCAGCCUGUCUACCAGCAAGGCCGGGCCUGCACCAGCACCAAGUGCCUGGUGGUGGGUGCUGGACCUUGCGGGCUGCGGGCCGCUGUGGAGCUGGCACUGCUGGGGGCCCGUGUGGUGCUGGUGGAAAAGCGCACCAAGUUCUCCCGCCACAACGUGCUCCACCUCUGGCCCUUCACCAUCCAUGACCUGAGGGCACUUGGUGCCAAGAAGUUCUAUGGACGCUUCUGCACUGGCACCCUGGACCACAUCAGCAUCCGGCAGCUCCAGCUGCUUCUGCUGAAGGUGGCAUUACUGCUGGGGGUGGAAAUUCACUGGGGUGUCACUUUCACUGGCCUCCAGCCCCCUCCCAGAAAGGGGAGUGGCUGGCAUGCCCAGCUCCAGCCCAACCCCCCCACCCAGCUGGCCAACUAUGAAUUCGAUGUCCUCAUCUCGGCUGCAGGAGGUAAAUUCGUCCCUGAAGGCUUCAAAGUUCGAGAAAUGCGAGGCAAAUUGGCUAUUGGCAUCACAGUCAACUUUGUGAACAGGCGCACCGUGGAGGAGACGCAGGUGCCAGAGAUCAGCGGUGUGGCCAGGAUCUACAACCAGAGCUUCUUCCAGAGCCUGCUCAAAGCCACAGGCAUUGAUCUAGAAAACAUCGUGUACUACAAGGAUGACACCCACUAUUUUGUGAUGACAGCCAAGAAGCAGUGCCUGCUGCGGCUGGGAGUGCUGCGUCAGGACUGGCCGGAGACUGAUCGGCUGCUGGGCAGUGCCAAUGUAGUGCCCGAAGCUCUGCAGCGCUUUGCCCGGGCAGCUGCUGACUUCGCCACCCAUGGCAAGCUUGGAAAACUAGAGUUUGCCCGGGAUGCCCAUGGGCAGCCUGACGUCUCUGCCUUUGACUUCACAAGCAUGAUGCGGGCGGAAAGUUCUGCUCGUGUGCAAGAGAAACAUGGCGCCCGCCUGCUGCUGGGACUGGUGGGGGACUGCCUGGUGGAGCCCUUCUGGCCCCUGGGCACUGGAGUGGCCCGGGGCUUCCUGGCAGCCUUUGAUGCAGCCUGGAUGGUGAAGCGGUGGGCAGAGGGCGCUGGGCCCCUAGAGGUGUUGGCCGAGCGUGAGAGCCUGUACCAGCUUCUGUCACAGACAUCCCCGGAAAACAUGCAUCGCAAUGUGGCCCAGUAUGGGCUGGACCCAGCCACCCGCUACCCCAACCUGAACCUCCGAGCUGUGACCCCCAAUCAGGUACGAGACCUGUAUGACGUGCUGGCCAAGGAGCCUGUGCGGAAGAAGAGCGACAAGACAGACACAGGGAGACCGGCCACUGGGUCGGCGGGCACCCAGGAGGAGCUGCUGCGCUGGUGCCAGGAGCAGACAGCUGGGUACCCAGGAGUCCAUGUCACUGACCUGUCUUCCUCCUGGGCUGACGGGCUAGCUCUGUGUGCCCUGGUGCACCGGCUGCGGCCUGGCCUGCUGGAACCCUCAGAGCUGCAGGGCAUGGGGGCUCUGGAAGCCACUGCCUGGGCACUGAAGGUGGCAGAGCACGAGCUGGGCAUCACACCAGUGGUAUCUGCACAGGCAGUGGUGGCAGGGAGUGACCCACUGGGCCUUAUCGCCUACCUCAGCCACUUCCACAGUGCCUUCAAGAGUACACCCCACAGCCCAGGCCCUGCUGCCCAAGCCUCUCCGGGAACCUCCAGUGCUGUAUUGUUCCUUGGCAAACUUCAGAGGACUCUUCAACGGACCAGGGCCAAGGAAAAUGGGGAGGAUGCUGGUGGCAAGAAGCCUCGCUUGGAGGUAGAGGCCGAGACCCCAAGUACUGAGGAACUACCUGUCCCUGAGCCUGGUAGACCCCUGACACCCCCAUCUCAACACCAGGAGGCUGGUGCUGGGGACCUGUGUGCACUUUGUGGAGAACAACUCUAUAUCCUAGAACGCCUCUGUGCCGACGGCCGUUUCUUCCACCGGAGCUGCUUCCGUUGCCAUACCUGUGAGGCCACACUGUGGCCAAGUGGCUACGGGCGGCACCCAGAAGAUGGACGUUUCUACUGCCUCCAGCACCUGCCCCAGCCAGACCACAAAGAGGAUGGCAGCGACGGAGGCCCUCAGAGUCCGGAGCUUCCGACACUAGGUGAGAUUAAUAUGCCACCAGGCCCCCCAACUCCCAGAGCCUCGCAGGAGGGGGCCAGCCCUGUUCCAAGCCCCAGCCAGCCCACCCGUCGGUUGAUCCGCCUCCCCAGCCCGGAACGCCAGCGGUUGUCCUCCCUCAACCUUACCCCUGAUGAGGAAAUGGAGCCGCCACCCAAGCCCCCCCGCAGCUGCUCUGCCUUGGCCCGCCAGGCCCUGGAGGGCAGCUUUGUGGGCUGGGGCAUGCCAGUCCAGACACCUCAAGUUCUUGUGGCCAUGGAGGAGGAAGAAGAGAGCCCUUCCUCCAGUGAAGAAGAAGAUGAAGGGGAGGAAGAUGUGCCUUUAGACUCAGACAUGGAACAAGCCCUGCUGACCUUCGCCAAGACCUCAGGCACCAUGAAUAAGUACCCAACGUGGCGUCGGACUCUGCUGCGCCGUGCUAGGGAAGAGGAGAUGAAGAGGUUCUGCAAGGCCCAGGCCAUCCAGCGGCGACUAAAUGAGAUUGAGGCUGCUCUGAGGGAACUGGAGGCCGAGGGCAUGAAGCUGGAGCAGGCCCUAAGGAGCCAGAGCAGUUCCCCAGAACAGCAAAAGGAACUGUGGGUAGAACAGCUGCUACAGCUUGUUCGGAAGAAAAACAACUUGGUGGCUGAGGAGGCUGAGCUCAUGAUCACGGUACAGGAGCUGAACCUGGAGGAGAAGCAGUGGCAGCUGGACCAGGAGCUACGCAGCUACAUGAACCGGGAAGAAACCCUAAAGACAGCUGCCGAUCAGCAGGCUGAGGACCAGGUCCUGAGGAAACUGGUGGAGGUGGUGAACCAGCGAGAUGCCCUCAUUCGCUUCCGGGAAGAGCGCAGGCUCAGUGAGCUGGCCCUGGGGACAGGGGCCCAAGGCUAGAAGAGGAUGGGCUGCCUG